GGCUGAGAGCGGCGAGUUGAUCCCGAGGGAUAGAGGAGCAAUGCGAACUACAGUUCCCGGAGGCACUGGCGGGGAUUAGCGCUAAAGGGAAAAGAGCCGGCUCUGCUCAGGCUGCCAGAGGUGCAACAUGUCCGGGAAAGUGAAGGUGCGAGCGGCGGCCAAUGCCGAGGCCAUGUCGGGGGUCGUGUCUGUAAAUGAACGGAUCUUGCGGGACUGUCACUCCCUGUACAGCGACCCCGAAACCGGUCUCAUCGCUCUCGCCUCCCACCUGGGACUCUCUUUCCUCCCCCCCCGCAAGAAGAUCUUUGUGAUGCUGAUGGGAAAUCACUCGGCCGGGAAGAGCAGCUUCAUUAACUGGUAUAUCGAGGAGCACAUACAGAGGACGGGAGUUGCCAUCGAGACGCAGGGAUUUGCCUUUAUAACCAGCGGCCGCAAGAGGGAAUCGCUGACGGGUGAUGCCACGAUGCACUUGUAUCCUCACUUCAAGCCCUUACAGACCUUUGAGGGCGUGUCCGAGUACCUCUCAACGGAAAUUUCCACUUCGCGCCAGAAGAAGUUCAGCCUGGUGACAUUCGUGGAUACCCCGGGGCUGGUGGACGGGGACAUGAAAUAUCCAUUUGACGUCAACAAAGCCCUUCUGUGGCUCGGGGAGCUGUGUGACCUGGUGCUGGUGUUCUUCGACCCAAUGGGCCAGGCCCUCUGCAAACGAACGCUGGAUAUCGUGGAGAAAAUCAACGAGCAUCAUGGGGAGAAACUGCGAUUCUACCUGAGUAAGGCCGACGAGGCCGGAGGAGAGAGUGACCGACAGAGAGUCCUAAUGCAGAUUGUCCAGGAGCUGUGCAAGCGGCCCGGCCUCAACAAGUGCGGCUUCGACAUGCCCACCAUCUAUAUACCCAACCCUAACAAGCCGAGCCGCUGUGUGAAUCAGAUAGAGGAAGUGUGCAAGACCAUAGAGAAGACGAUCACGCAGACGGUCCAGAACACGCUGAACACCCUGGGGAAAGACUGCCAGAGGCUGACAGAGAGCAUCGAGGCCAAGUUACAGGAGGACGAUGACACCAUCGGCAGUAACCGGCGCGCCCGCCUCCGAGGCUGCAUGUUUGGCCUGAUGGGACUGAUGAUUCCGCUCUUCCUAUUGGCCUCCGCCCUAUUCGGCACAAUCCCUGAGGAGGUGUGGCUGGCAGUGCUGGGCAGGGAUGGAGCUGAAGCCCUGGCGCUGUACCUGUCCCCUCUGCAGUCUGUGUGGUCGGUGCUCCCUGAGGGUUACGUGGCCCAUGUGUUUGUGACGUUGGCCAUCUUGUCUGUGGUGUUUGUGCUACUGGCCCAGAGGUGUUUCAGGACCUGUGAGACUCUGGGUAAGAAGCAGCGCCGGUACCUGCUGGAUCGCCAUGCCUACGUUAAUGAUGUGGUGGCACACAAAAAGAAGCAACUCUACGAGGAUUACCUGAAGCAGAGCGUGGGCGAGCACGACAUGAGCUGAUACCGGAACCAUCUCUUGUGGCGCGAAGAAGGGCUGCCAGCCUUUUCUGCCAUCGAUGUAACCAGAGAGCCUGCGUGGCAUUAACACUCUUACUUACCUCAUCAAAGCAUCAUCUUACAAAUGCCCCCUACCCUAUGCCCAUUAGUACCGGUGCUACUGGGCCAGCAUCUGAGAUUAUUCCAUGACUACUUACUCCCCUCCACCUACGGACUGGGCAUCAGCUGGGCAACCUGCGGCUACUCUACUCCCCUCCACCUACGGACUGGGCAUCAGCUGGGCAACCUGCGGCUACUCCCCUCCACCUACAGACUGGGCAUCAGCUGGGCAACCUGCAGCUACUCUACUCCCCUCCAUCUACAGACUGGGCAUCAGCUGGGCAACCUGCGGCUACUCUACUCCCCUCCACCUACAGACUGGGCAUCAGCUGGGCAACCUGCGGCUUCUCUACUCCCCUCCUCCUACAGACUGGGCAUCAGCUGGGCAACCCGCGGCUUCUCUACUCCCUUCCACCUACAGACUGGGCAUCAGCUGGGCAACCUGCGGCUUCUCUACUCCCUUCCACCUACAGACUGGGCAUCAGCUGGGCAACCCGCGGCUACUCUACUCCCCUCCACCUACAGACUGGGCAUCAGCUGGGCAACCCGCGGCUACUCUACUCCCUUCCACCUACAGACUGGGCUUCAGCUGGGCAACCUGCGGCUACUCUACUUCCCUCUACCUACAGACUGGGCAUCAGCUGGGCAACCCGCUGCUACUCUAUUCCCCUCCGCCUACAGACUGGGCAUCAGCUGGGCAACCUGCGGCUUCUCUAUUCCCCCUCCCCCUACAGACUGGGCAUCAGCUGGGCAACCCGCGGCUACUCUACUUCCUUCCCCCUACAGACUGGACUAACCAGUUUUUAUUGGAACAUUCUGUUGGGGCGCAGCAGCAGAGCCCUACUGUGUAUUUGUUACAGUCCCUAAUUAUCUGAGAGACAGAACCGGCAUCGAUCCGAACCCUCCUUCCCAUCAGCCACAAACACUACUGCAAUGAAAGGGACUGGCGGCCGUGUAUAGUGAUACUGAGCACCUCGCUGUGGGCACGGUCUGGGCAGUGGCUCCCCUGAUAGAUCUCCUAGUGCCUUUUUACAUGUAAUUGUUCAUAAUAAAUAGAACCAACUGUGAAACCUAACACUGCCAGUAUUGGGGGGUCCGGGGAGGGUGUUGCCAUGUAGCAGUCUCUGAUCUUAUGUUUUUGCUUUUUUACACCAAAUAAAUUAUUUUCUGACGCCG
This is a messenger RNA of Xenopus tropicalis (tropical clawed frog), 2751 nucleotides long. RefSeq lists its product as uncharacterized. The transcript is spliced from 12 exons. Gene Ontology annotation, molecular function: GTPase activity; GTP binding. Lineage: Eukaryota; Metazoa; Chordata; Amphibia; Anura; Pipidae. The record is from RefSeq and is a predicted model, not a curated record. Gene Ontology annotation, biological process: mitochondrion organization. The coding region runs from base 128 to 1480 and encodes 450 amino acids. Gene Ontology annotation, cellular component: membrane.